Messenger RNA from Centruroides sculpturatus (bark scorpion), 2068 nucleotides. RefSeq lists its product as uncharacterized. Bases 320 to 1354 code for a protein of 344 amino acids. NCBI's taxonomy places the organism in Eukaryota, Metazoa, Arthropoda, Arachnida, Scorpiones, Buthidae. The record is from RefSeq and is a predicted model, not a curated record. Gene Ontology annotation, molecular function: zinc ion binding; nucleic acid binding. The transcript has a single exon.
UCCUGGUAGUUGAGGGGCAACAUAACGUCCCCAACACACUGCUUUGGCCCCUGCUUCGGAUAAACGGGAGGCUCAAAUCAGGCUUCGUUUGAGUCAAUCGGCUGGUCGUUGAGUCAUUUGACCUCGGCCUGGAGUCAACUGAUCGAUGCAGACCGGGCGGACAUGUCAGACAAGAUGUGCUCUUCUCGACUGUAUUGUGAUGGUAUAGCUCCUGGGAAACCCUGGUGUGACAGUCUAUGGGAGUCCCCCAUGUGACAGCAUCCCCUUGUUGGGCCCCAUGGUGGGGGGUCACUAGGAGCCGAAUAAUUAAAUAUCAAUCAUGGACCCAAAAUCUUUUAAACAUUUUGACAAAGCGACAACAUCGACGACAAAAGAAAAGACCUCCAGCCAACCUGCUUACUUAAUAGUGCACGCAACUGGAGAAAAACCCCUCGCUAAGUGUUCUCCUUUUUUGAUUCAAAAGCUUUUUGAAUCAACCAUUGGGCAUUUAAAAAAGAUCCAAAAAUUGAGGUCAGGGGACCUACUAGUGGAAACAGCCUCUCCUCAACAAACAACAAAGCUUUCAACAAUGAAGACUCUUGGAGACAUGGGAAUAUUAGUCACACCACACAGAAGUUUGAACUCAUCACGUGGUGUGAUAUCUGAGUUUGAUUUGAUGUCUGAAGACGAAUCAGACAUUCAGAUUGUCCUGUUGGACCAAGGUGUCACUUCUGUCCGACGCAUUUCGAUUCGUCGAGAUGGUAAGUUGAUACCCACAAAACAUCUAAUUCUCACGUUCGACAAUCCAACAUUGCCAUCCUUCGUUACGGCAGGAUAUCUGCGCUGCCCUGUCCGUCCAUACGUUCCAAAUCCGCUGCGUUGCUUCAAAUGCCAGCGAUUUGGACAUUCUCAGACUUCCUGCCGAGGCAAAAGCUUAUGUGCACAGUGUGGUACUGAAGGUCACGACAGUACUGAAUGUAAAAGUACACCACACUGUGUGAACUGUAAAGAUGCCCAUCCUGCUUAUUCUAGGAAAUGCCCUGCAUGGCAAAGAGAAAAGGAGAUUCAACGGGUGAAAACUGUAAAAAAUGUAUCAUACCCAGAGGCCCGUCGCAUGGUCACUCCAAGUGCACCAUUGCAGCAGAAGACAUUUGCUAGUGUGUUGAAAUCCACUAAGACAUGUGGGGUUCAAACAGAUAUUUCUGUAUCCCCAAGUGAAUCUCUUACUCGCCAUGCAAAAUGCUUAUUGAUCGCAUCUGCACAAUCAGAAGAAAAGGAGAACACAAAGACUAAAACAUCUGUAACUAAAACGGGAGUAACAACCAGAAAUGUGGGUUCUAAAAAAGCCAGUAAGAACCCACUUAACAAAGAGUGAAAGCAGCCCUCUCAAAAGUCUCAAAAAAAUCAGAAGCUCAAUCUAUGAGCGAGUUUUCUGACAUAUCUGAUGAGGAGCCUUAUAUGGAGGUUUCAAAACCAAAGUCACCUCCAAAAGAGAAACCGCCUGUUAAAUUAAAGAGGGAUACCGUCGCAAAGAAUGCUGCCUCAAACACAUAAUGGAUUAUAAAAUAAUCCAAUGGAACUGUCGUGGUUUUCGCAACAACUUCUCUGACAUUAAACACUUGACAUCAUCUACCUCAUCACUCUGUGUGGCACUCCAGGAAACCCAUUUAAAACCUGGAGAAAAUAUAUCUCUCAAAGGUUUUAAUCUUUACCGCAAGGAUGAUGACAGCCACAACCGAGCCAGUGGCGGUGUGGCUAUUUUGGUUUCCAAUCGAAUCCCAUCUUUGCUGGUACAAAUAACCACUGAUUUACAAGCUGUGGCAGUGAGAAUUUCUAUUGGAGUAACUGUCACAGUUUGCUCUAUAUACUUGCCACCAGAUGUCAGAGUCAAGGAAGAUGAAUUGGAUGCCUUAGUUGAACAGCUGCCAACACCAUUCCUUUUACUGGGUGAUUUCAAUGGUCACAAUCCUAUGUGGGGCAGUCCUGACAUUAAUCGUCGAGGCAGAGCCAUUGAACGACUCAUAGGCAAUCAGCAAAUGUAUUUAUUUAAUACUGGAGAUGUGACAUACUUCCAUGCCCCAACAAGAAC